UAACAAUACUUUUUUUUUAGAUACUUUAAAUGUAAUAAAGCUUCAUCACAUUUAUUUACGGGAUCAAUUAAAAAACUGAGAGAUAAUAGCAUUGUUAUAAUUCAGCCACAUACAAAUCAUGUGGGGGAUGCAAACAAUACCGUCCUCAUCAACCGCUUUAGAAAUGUAUUAAAACAAAGAGGAUCAACGGAAAAUACAUUGUUAAAAACCAUUUAUGAUGAGGAAGCUAGAAGGCAUUUGGUAGCUGCAUCUUUAUACCCCUGGUCAACUGCAGAGUCUGUUAUGCGUUUGGCCAGACGAAAAUCAUUGCCCAGAUUACCGAAUAAUUUAAGGGAACUUGCCACACUCUUUGAUGACGAGCAACUUGGAAGAUUUAGUUGUUGUGAAGCAAAUUUUUUCAGAUGUUGUGUACAAGACACUGAUGGUAAAACAAACAUCAUAUUUGCUUGUACUCAACUUAUUCAUACAGUGUUACUGAACGAUGUAAAUGAAAUCCAUGCAGACGCCACCUUCAAAAUAAUCCCAGCUAAUAUGGGAUAUCAAUUAUUGGUUUUGCAUUGCAUGAUUCAAAAUUAUUCCAUACCUAUCAUUUACGUUCUGACGGAGAGUAAAACGAGAAGAUCAUAUGAAUGUGUCUUUCAAUUUGUAAAAAAUAAUUUACUACCUACAUCAAGACCAAGUAUAAUUAUAACAGAUUAUGAAAGUGCUUUGAGGGAUGUACUAUUAUCAGUUUUUCCUGGAGCCCGAUCUGUUGGGUGCUGGUUCCAUCACAACCAAGCUGUAUGGAGAAAAUUGAAGAAACUGGGUUAUUUAAACCAUAUCAAUAAUAAUGACAAUGCUCUAAAAGCGUUAAAAUUAUUAAUGUGCCUUCCUCUAUUGCACGCUCUUAGUAUUGAAAAUGGUUUUUCAUUUAUAACAGCAUUUGCUCGAAACCAUGGAAUUCAUUUGGAACAACUAUUUCAGUAUUACCAAAUGUACUGGUUAAGAAAUGUUGGACCACACAUCAUAUCAGUUUAUGGAUUACCUAGGAGAACCAACAACAACGUUGAGAGUUUCCACAAUUCUCUGAAAGCUAAAUUUUGCACCAACCAUCCAAGUUUAUGGAUAUUUUUAGAUCAUUUAACUAAUUUAAAUAAAAACUACCACAUUAUUGUCAAUCAGCUGAACAAUAAUUUAAAUCCAACUAGGCAUUUAAGAGUCAAAUUUAUAGCCAAUUCAAUGCGAAUCAAAAAUGCGAGUCAACAACUAAAUUUAGGAUUGAUUUCCAUUUGGCAAUUUUUGCAGAGAUGUUCUUAUGUCACUGAAGGGUACGAACAGAGACAACGGAUUUGGGCUCUGCGCAACAAUGACGAGAUGGCCGAUGAAGGACAGAUUGAACAUUUUGAACAAAUACCUCCUGAAGAAUUACCUAUAGAGGUUGAUCUUAAUGUUGGAGACCCACCAGCACGAAGGUCUAGAGAAUUACCUUUAGAAGAAAGGGUUGAUGUUGCUGAUCCGCCAGCAGAAAGUUCUGUAUGCAUGGUGUGUAUGGUAGUAACGGUAAAUGGCACUGCAGCCGAGUAUAUAAUUUUGCCAUGCGGCCAUGCAUGGGUAUGUGCAUCAUGUGUGGAACGCUUAGAGGUGCCAAACUCGGUUUGUCCGUUGUGCCGAAUACCUAAUAUUUCCUUUCAAAGAAUUGUUUUCUCUUAAAUUAAUAUAUUAUAAUAAAAUAUUAUAAUAAUAUAUUGUUAGA
Messenger RNA from Aphis gossypii (cotton aphid), 1732 nucleotides. RefSeq lists its product as uncharacterized. Lineage: Eukaryota; Metazoa; Arthropoda; Insecta; Hemiptera; Aphididae. The record is from RefSeq and is a predicted model, not a curated record. The coding region runs from base 283 to 1689 and encodes 468 amino acids. The transcript has 6 exons.